AUGCAGAAUUCGGAGAGCGGAUCGGAGUCGCCGGCGUCCGUGGCCCUGCGUCCGUCAGCGGCAGCCCAGCCUGUGCCAGCCUCCCCGCAGAGGGUAUUGGUCCAGGCCGCCAGCUCCGCCCCCAAAGGGGCCCAGAUGCAGCCCAUCUCUCUCCCCAGAGUGCAGCAGGUGCCGUUGCAGGUGCAGCCCGUGCAGCACGUGUACCCCGCGCAGGCGCAGUACGUGGAGGGGGGAGACGCCGUCUACACCAAUGGAGCCAUACGCACAGCCUACGCCUACAACCCCGAGCCGCAGAUGUACGCCCCCAGCAGCGCUGCUUCCUACUUCGAGGCCCCGGGAGGUGCGCAGGUGACGGUGGCAGCCUCGUCCCCGCCCGCGGUGCCCUCCCACAGCAUGGUGGGCAUCACCAUGGAUGUCGGGGGCAGCCCCAUCGUGUCCAGCGCGGGAGCCUAUCUCAUCCACGGGGGCAUGGACGGCGCACGACACUCCCUGGCCCACACCUCCCGGUCAUCGCCAGCCACGCUUGAAAUGGCGAUUGAAAACCUCCAAAAAAGCGAAGGAAUCACAUCACACAAAAGCGGUUUACUCAACAGCCAUCUGCAGUGGCUGUUGGACAAUUACGAGACGGCGGAAGGCGUGAGCCUGCCCAGGAGCUCUCUCUACAACCACUACCUUCGCCACUGCCAAGAGCACAAGCUGGACCCCGUGAACGCCGCUUCCUUUGGGAAGCUGAUCCGCUCCGUGUUUAUGGGGCUGAGGACGCGGCGGCUGGGCACCAGGGGCAACUCGAAGUAUCAUUACUACGGGAUCCGCCUGAAGCCAGACUCCCCGCUGAACCGGCUGCAGGAGGACACGCAGUACAUGGCCAUGCGGCAGCAGCCCGUGCACCAGAAGCCCAGGUACCGGCCAGCGCAGAAGACGGACAGCCUCGGCGACAGCGGCUCCCACGGCGGCCUGCACAGCACGCCCGAGCAGGCCAUGGCGGCGCAGAGCCAGCACCACCAGCAGUACAUAGACGUCUCCCACGUCUUCCCAGAGUUCCCGGCACCCGACCUGGGCAGCGUCCUGCUGCAGGACAGCGUCACCCUGCAUGACGUCAAGGCCCUGCAGCUCGCGUACAGACGGCACUGUGAGGCGACUCUCGAUGUCGUGAUGAACCUGCAGUUCCACUACAUCGAGAAGCUGUGGCUGUCCUUCUGGAACUCUAAGGCCUCCGCCAGCGACGGCCCCGCCUCUCUGCCCGCCAGUGACGAGCAGCCCGAAGGCGCCGUCCUGCCCAAGGACAAGCUCAUCUCUCUGUGCAAACACGACCCCGUCCUCAAGUGGAUGCGGAGCUGCGACCACAUCCUGUACCAGGCCCUGGUGGAGAUUCUCAUCCCCGACGUGCUCAGGCCGGUCCCCAGUACCCUGACGCAGGCCAUCCGGAAUUUUGCCAAGAGCUUGGAAGGCUGGUUGACAAACGCCAUGAGCGACUUCCCGCAGCAUGUCGUCCAGACCAAGGUCGGUGUGGUCGGCGCCUUUGCGCAGACCCUGCGGCGCUACACGUCCCUCAAUCACCUGGCACAGGCGGCGCGGGCGGUGCUUCAGAACACAUCCCAGAUCAACCAGAUGCUCAGUGACCUCAACCGCGUGGACUUCGCCAACGUGCAGGAGCAGGCCUCGUGGGUGUGCCAGUGCGAGGAGAGCGUGGUGCAGCGGCUGGAGCAGGACUUCAAGCUGACCCUGCAGCAGCAGAGCUCCCUGGACCAGUGGGCCAGCUGGCUGGACGGCGUGGUCACCCAGGUCCUGAAGCAGCACGCGGGCAGCCCCAGCUUCCCCAAGGCCGCCCGGCAGUUCCUGCUGAAAUGGUCCUUUUACAGCUCCAUGGUGAUCCGGGACCUGACCCUGCGCAGCGCCGCCAGCUUCGGCUCCUUCCACCUCAUCCGCCUGCUCUACGACGAGUACAUGUUCUACCUGGUCGAGCACCGCGUGGCCGAGGCCACCGGAGAGACGCCGAUCGCCGUGAUGGGCGAGUUCAACGAUCUCGCCUCCCUGUCACUGACGCUGCUCGAUAAAGACGACAUCGGCGAUGAGCAGCGUGGCGGCGAGACCGACCCGGGCGAGCCCCUGGUGAAGCGGGAGCGCAGUGACCCGAACCACUCCCUGCAGGGCAUCUAG
Propithecus coquereli (Coquerel's sifaka) is the source of this 2157-nucleotide messenger RNA. RefSeq names its product regulatory factor X, 2 (influences HLA class II expression) (gene RFX2). The transcript has 17 exons. The record is from RefSeq and is a predicted model, not a curated record. The coding region runs from base 1 to 2157 and encodes 718 amino acids. Gene Ontology annotation, molecular function: RNA polymerase II cis-regulatory region sequence-specific DNA binding; DNA-binding transcription factor activity, RNA polymerase II-specific. Gene Ontology annotation, cellular component: nucleus. NCBI's taxonomy places the organism in Eukaryota, Metazoa, Chordata, Mammalia, Primates, Indriidae. Gene Ontology annotation, biological process: regulation of transcription by RNA polymerase II.